UACUCUUCAUUAUUGUGAACGCGAAAUAUACACCGUUGUGAAUGUUUCCUUUUGUUCUAUCCGGUUCUUUCAUAUUUUAACUUGAGGGGAAUCUGUAGAGCCUUCCCACUAUCAUUAAUAAACACUACUAUGGCAGAACGUGCCCGAUAGCGAAGCUAAUGUGACUAAUACAGACCGGAGACGCUAGGCCAUAGGACAAGGAAAGCUCGCUGGUCAUCGGUUUGGUGAUAAACUGGUUGCACAAUGGGGGAAAGCUCUGGCCUACAAUAUGUGAGCUCUUAUGCAUUUGAAGCAAUGCAGAAAGUCGAUGUGGUUCGGCUGGCUGCUCUGAGUGACCCUGAACUUAGACUUCUGCUCCCUUGCUUGGUUCGCAUGGCCUUAUGUGCACCAGCGGAUCAGAGUCAGAGAUGGGCUCAAGACAAGAAGCUGCUUCUUCGCCUUCUUUCUGGGGUAGAGGCCGUAAAUGCCAUAGUGGCCUUGCUGUCGGUGGAUUUUCAUGCGUUAGAGCAAGAUGCUAACAAAGAACAACAACUAAGACAUAAGCUUGGUGGCAGCAGUGGGGAAAGCAUCUUGGUGUCACAGCUUCAGCAUGGUCUCACACUUGAGUUUGAACACAGCGAUUCCCCUCGUCGUUUGAGACUUGUACUAAGUGAACUACUAGCUAUAAUGAACAAGGUCACAGAAUCAAAUGGCGAAUUUUUCCUAAAGUCAUCAGAGCUGUUUGAAAGUCCUGUACAUAUGGAAGAAGCUGCCGAUGUUCUUUGUAUUUUGCAAGCAGAAUUACAUUCUCUCUUGCCAAUUACUGAUAUGGCUGAAGCACUACUUCAUGUUCGCAAUGGAGCAUGGUUUCUAUGCUUACUUGUCGCCAACGUUCCCGAUAGUUUUAAUGAAGUCUGCAGGAGCUUGAUAAAGAAUGGAGAACGUCAGGAUGAAGAGAGCAUUGGAGGAAGGCGCAGAACUGAAGCUUUACGUCAGUUAUGCAGGAUGAAUCCAUCUCAAGCCCUCAGAGUUCGAGGCAUGGUGGUAGAAGAAUGUCAUCUUCCAGGACUUGGUGUGGCCUUAACUCUGGACCAUACCAAAAAUGAGACAGGGGAUGAUGGAGUAAGCAACAUGGUGUGUUUUGUGAGUGGACUACUCCUUGGGACAAAUGCAAAAGUCCGUACAUGGUUUGGAACUUUCAUUCGAAAUGGACAACUGAGAAGAAGAGAGAAUAGCAGUUCUGUGCUGUGGCAAAUGAGAAGGCAGCUCCUCAUGGAACUGAUGGGUAUUCUACCAGCUACAAGGAGCAUGCAUCUGGCAGAGGAAACGGACACAGACGGAAAUCCUGUUGUGUCAACAUACACUGUUCUGAAAGAAGAACAUGUAGUGAAAGCCAGUGCACUUUUACGACUCUACUGUGCCUUGAUGGGAAUCGCUGGCCUGAAACCGACUGAUGAAGAGGCAGAGCAAGUCCUACAGCUCAUGACAAGCCGUCCACCUGCAACUCCUGCAGGUGUGCGUUUUGUGUCGCUCUCUUUCUGCAUGCUACUGGCUUUCUCCACACUUGUCAGCACCCCAGAGCAGGAGCAGCUUAUGUUGAUGUGGUUAAGCUGGAUGAUCAAGGAGGAGGCCUAUUUUGAAAGUACUGCAGGUGUGUCUGCCUCUUUUGGAGAGAUGUUGCUGUUGGUUGCCAUGUACUUCCAUAGCAACCAGCUCAGUGCCAUCAUUGACCUGGUUUGCUCUACUUUGGGAAUGAAGAUUGUCAUUAAGCCAAGCUCUCUGAGUCGAAUGAAGACUAUUUUCACACAGGAAAUUUUUACUGAACAGGUUGUUACAGCCCAUGCAGUCCGUGUCCCAGUGACAAGCAACCUGAGUGCCAAUAUUUCAGGAUUUCUGCCAAUUCACUGUAUUUACCAACUGCUAAGAAGCCGAGCAUUUACAAAGCACAAGGUGUCCAUAAAGGACUGGAUCUACACACAACUUUGUGAAACAAUAACUCCUUUACAUCAGCAACUGUUGCCUCUUAUUGAUGUGUACAUCAAUUCUAUCAUCACCCCUGCAUCUAAGUCAAGCCCAGAAGCUACCAACAAACCAAUCACAGAGCAGGAAAUACUUAAGGUUUUCCAAGGUCUUGCUGGAGAAAAUUUACGUUCAAAUAAUCACCAUAAAAUCACAGCUCAGCUCCUGAUGCUUUACUAUGUCCUGUCAUAUGAAGAAGCCCUUUUGGCUAAUUCAAAGGCACUGGCUGCAAUGCAGAAAAAACCCAAAUCUUAUUCUUCAGCGUUGAUGGAUCAGAUCCCUAUAAAGUAUCUUAUUCGCCAGGCACAGGGACUACAGCAGGAGCUUGGAGGUUUACACUCAGCCCUGCUGCGUUUACUUGCAACAAAUUACCCUCAUCUUUGCAUUGUGGAUGACUGGAUUUGUGAAGAGGAGAUUACUGGAACUGAUGCGCUUUUACGGAGGAUGUUGCUUACUAGUUCUGCUAAAAGUCAUUCCUCUAAACAACUUCAGGAGGCAUUUUCAUUGCUCCAAAGCAACCAUACACAACUUAUGCAAAUUUUAGAGCAUUUGACAUUGCUCAGUGCCAGUGACCUCAUACCUUAUGCCGAUGUGCUCACUGCCAACAUGAGUCAACUGCUGAACAUCGGAGUGCCGCGCAGGAUUCUACAGACAAUAAACAGACUUUGGAUGACAUUAAAUACUGUCAUGCCGCGAAGGUUGUGGGUGAUGACUGUAAAUGCACUACAACCACCAUUAAAACUGGUUCGACGACACAAGUACACACAAAACGAUCUGAUGAUUGACCCUUUGAUUGUACUAAGAUGUGAUGCAAGAAUUCAGAGAUGCCCCCCUAUGAUAGAUAUUACUCUGCACAUGCUAAACGGCUACCUUUUGGCUUCCAAGGCUUAUCUGAACUCUUAUCUCAAAGAAACCGCAGAUCAAGAUAUUAAACCAUCAUCGAAUAAUACUUUGAGUUUAGCAGGCCAAGCAGAAAAUAUGGAGGUCACUAGAGACGAACUAAAAAAUGCACUUCUGUCAGCUCAGGAUAGUGCUGCUGUGCAGAUCUUGUUAGAGAUAUGCCUGCCCACAGAAGAGGAGAAAAACCAAGAACCCUCUUCAUCUCAAGCAGUGGAAGAUGAAGAGAGUCUACUGUGUAACCUCAGAGAGGUUCAAUGCCUCAUCUGCUGUUCACUACAUCAGAUGUUCAUAGCAGACCCCAAUAUUGCCAAACUGGUGCAUUUUCAGGGCUAUCCAUACCAACUACUCCCCCUGACUGUUGCUGGAAUUCCAUCAAUGCACAUUUGUCUGGAUUUCAUCCCGGAGCUUAUAGCUCAACCUGAACUGGAGAAGCAGAUUUUUGCUAUCCAGCUGCUUUCAUACUUGUGUAUUCAGUAUGCGUUGCCUAAGUCUCUCAGUAUGGCUCGCUUAGCCAUCAACGUUAUGGGAACACUGCUUACAGUCUUAACUCAAGCAAAGCGAUUUGUAUUUUUCAUGCCAACACUACCAUGUUUGGUAUCCUUCUGCCAAGCUUUCCCUCCAUUGUAUGAGGAUAUUAUGUCCCUACUUAUACAGAUUGGACAGGUUUGUGCAUCAAACGUGGCUACUCAGACAAGAGAUGUUGAUCCAAUAAUUUCACGUCUGCAGCAACUGAAAGAAAAGCCAAAGGAAUGGUCUAGUGGAUUCAGCCUUUCACCAUUGUCAAGUGUAGUGAAGGACACAGAAAGCUUGGACCCAGAUGUGCACUUAUGCCAGCGUGUUGAAAAUACAAUAAUUGAAAUCAUUAACAUGAGUGUUACAGGAGUAUAGCAAUUUUCUAAUUCUUGUUGUCCUGUAUGAUAUCCAAAUAAGCAUUAGAAAUGCUGUGGUUAAGAAGCAAGUAGCUGAAAACUUGAUGUCCUUAUGGAUUUUGUUGUAAAUUAUCUUGUUUAUGAAUAGAAAGUGGGAAUUGAAAAUGGCCUUUGUUUUAUUAGGAUACUCUAGCACAACUGGAAAACCUUUAAAGGAAUGAUGUCAUAUAGGGAUAUUAUUGACUAAACUCGUUGGAGAAUAUUUUUAAAUAAAUUACUAUGUAUUUUUCAGA
Molecule: messenger RNA, 4060 nt
Organism: Bombina bombina (fire-bellied toad)
Lineage: Eukaryota; Metazoa; Chordata; Amphibia; Anura; Bombinatoridae
Gene: INTS2
Product: integrator complex subunit 2
Exons: 24
Coding region: 244-3786 (1180 amino acids)
Biological process (GO): snRNA 3'-end processing
Cellular component (GO): integrator complex
Source: RefSeq, a predicted model, not a curated record